Messenger RNA from Terrapene triunguis (Three-toed box turtle), 1008 nucleotides. Its product is annotated as histone-lysine N-methyltransferase EHMT2-like. The annotation marks the transcript as partial. The record is from RefSeq and is a predicted model, not a curated record. Lineage: Eukaryota; Metazoa; Chordata; Testudines; Emydidae. The transcript is spliced from 6 exons. Gene Ontology annotation, molecular function: protein-lysine N-methyltransferase activity; histone methyltransferase activity; p53 binding.
GCCACGCCAGCAAGACGCUGCCCUCGUCGCCCAGCAAGGCCGGGGGGGGGACGAGCCGCGCCAAGAUGUCCCUGACGGGCACCAGCAAGUCGCCCCCGUCGGUGCAGAGCCUGGCCAUGCGGCUGCUUAGCCUGCCCGGCGCCCGCCUGCCCCCGGACGGGGGGCCCGCGGGGGAGCCCCAGCCCCCCGCCCCCGCGGACCCCAAGCCCAAGGUCCACCGGGCCCGCAAGACCAUGGCCAAGCCCAGCAAUGGACAGGUCCCUGAAAAGCGAGUCUCCGAGAUGCUGCAUUUCCGAGUCUCUGACGACCUGCGGAGCAUCGAGGAGCCAGAGCCGGCCAAGCGGCAGAAGCUGGACUACAGGACGGAUUCGAUUCACAAGCGGCUCCCGUCCUCCCUGCACAGAUCCAGCCCCCGUGCCAGCACUGAGAUCACGGUGACGGAGGAAAUGGCGGCUCCGCCCAGUGAGUCCCGCCCCCUUGGGGACCCCUCGGGGGCCCGGGGAGCAGGGGGGCCCCUGGAGGAGUGGGAGACUGAGGUGGGCGAGGACUUCAGCCUUUUCUACGACAGCUACUCCGUGGACGAGCACGGCGACUCGGACAGCAAGUCGGAGGCUGACAGGGCGGGGGAACAAAUGAGUGAGGAAGAGGAGGAGGAGGAGGAGGAGGAAGAGGAAGAGGACGAAGAAGACGAAGAAUCCGGGACCAUGUCCGACAGGAGCGCCUCCAGCACCAAGCGGAAAGCCAAGAAGCGCUGGAAAAACGACAGCCCCUGGGUCAAGCCGUCCCGCAAACGCAAGAGGAAGGAGGCUCGGCCCAAGGACGGGCGAGGUGAGGGGGGCACGAGGAGGGUGCGGCCUGGUGUUAGGGGCUGAUUCCUUCACCCACUCACUUCCCGGGUCCGUCUCGCAUGAACAGAGCAGCAGCACCCGAACUCCGAAGGUGCAGACAACUCGAUGGUUAUUGGGGGGAACUUCCAGCGAGCAGGAGUCCGGCUUCCUUCCUCAGUGU